Messenger RNA from Mauremys mutica (yellowpond turtle), 1825 nucleotides. It is a transcript of the gene CLEC3A, whose product is annotated as C-type lectin domain family 3 member A. The transcript has 3 exons. Lineage: Eukaryota; Metazoa; Chordata; Testudines; Geoemydidae. The coding region runs from base 177 to 767 and encodes 196 amino acids. The record is from RefSeq and is a predicted model, not a curated record. Gene Ontology annotation, biological process: ossification.
UGAAGCCAGUUGAAGCAUCAAACACAUUUCGUAAGCUAGGAGUACAGCCAACUCUAUCACUACAGUUUUAUAAAGCUGACCUCAGGCAGUUCAUAUUGAGCUGUGGCUGUGUGAUUUGCUCUCUUAGCUGCUAUAGAGACGCUCUGGAAGCUUCUUAUUAGCUUUUGAAAAGAGACAUGGCACAAACUGGACUUCUAAUUUUUCUCCUCAUUAGCAUACUACUGCUGGAUCAAGCUACUGGCCAGGCUUCCAAGUUCAAAGCCAGAAAGCACAGUAAACGUCGAGUGAAAGAAAAGGAUGGUGAUCUAAAGACUCAGAUUGACAAGCUGUGGCAAGAAGUAAACUCCCUGAAAGAAAUGCAGGCACUUCAGACAGUCUGUCUUCGUGGAACAAAGAUCCAUAAGAAGUGCUACCUGGCAUCUGAAGGUGCCAAGCAUUUCCAUGAAGCCAAUGAAGACUGCAUAGCCAAGGGAGGGACACUGGCUAUCCCCAGAGACAAUGAUGAAACCAGCUCCCUUCGAGACUAUGGCAAGAAAAGUCUGCCAGGGCUUGCAGACUUUUGGUUGGGUAUCACCGACAUGGUAAACGAAGGGAAAUUUGUUGAUGUCAAUGGGAUGGCUCUAAACUAUUUCAACUGGGAUCGCUCCCAACCAAAUGGGGGAAAGCGUGAAAACUGUGUCUUGUUUUCCCAGUCAUCUCAAGGCAAGUGGGGGGAUGAAGUCUGCCGUACUGUCAAAAGAUAUAUUUGUGAAUUUCUAAUCCCAUAAUUCCAUUCCCAUGAGCUGAACCAAUAUUUAGUUAUUAAUGUGCAGGUUUUGCAUGUUAGUAGUUCCUCCUACUUACAGUGGUGAAUUGAAAAUACUUAUUAAAAUGCACAUCUUCCACAAUACACAAACCUUGCCCUCAGGCAGGAAUUUUCUUUAUUAAUUUAUUUUCCAUUCAACUGCUAAAAAGGUUGUGUUUAGUGAGGUGUCUCACCAUGCAACUGUCACAUAUGCUGUACGUUUUGUUUUGAGAUGUAUUGCAUCAUAUUUUGCCAUAUUCUCACAGUCCGAUGUUCAUGUUAUCAACAUCAUAAAGUCAAAAUCCAUCUUUCAAACCCACACUACAUAUCUCUAUAGAUUACUGUUUGCUCGAACCCCCUCCAGAACUCCGGUCAAUAUUUAUGAAAGUUCCGUACAUAGAACAUUCACUAGAGAGUGAAGUUUGCCAGCAUGAGGCUAUGGAAGCUUAAGCAGAACUUUAGUGGUGUAUAAACCACUGAAAAUAGAUGGAAUUCAUCUGCUGGAGCUCAACAACGUAGCUCUGAGAUAAGAUUUUGAUCUAAAGGAAGAAAAAAAUGAAUAGAAGCUGAUAUUAUUCUGAAAGAUUAUGGAGUUAAAAAUGACACAUUCCUAGAAAGUGGGGGAAAUAUUCCCACUAGCGAUCGAGACAUCAUGAAACGCCAGCUGUGGAAAUCUUUUGUAUGUACUUGUCAUUUGGAAAACAUUGUCUUUGUGUUUCUGCCCUGACUUGUUUACAUGCAAAUUCCAGUUAAGCACCUGAUGUUUGGAAGUGGAGGAAUUACACUGUUUAUUUUUUGCUAUUCUUAAUCUUUCAAAAGAACUGUAAAUAAGUCCUAUAUGUAUAGAGAAAUGGAAAUGAUAGAAAAAAAGAAGCCAGCCAUAUACUUUGCUUUGCAUCACCCAAGUAUACUUUAUCUUAGUGGUAUAUACAAUGCAGUUUGCAAAUAACCUCUUGCAUCCUAGAACCUGAAUUCUGUUACUUGGAAGCCAACUCUUAGUUUUCCUUUUAAUUAUACAAUACAUUUUAAUUGCUAAUAAAU